This is a messenger RNA of Bicyclus anynana (squinting bush brown), 1394 nucleotides long. RefSeq lists its product as uncharacterized. Lineage: Eukaryota; Metazoa; Arthropoda; Insecta; Lepidoptera; Nymphalidae. The record is from RefSeq and is a predicted model, not a curated record. Gene Ontology annotation, biological process: proteolysis. Gene Ontology annotation, molecular function: serine-type endopeptidase activity. The coding region runs from base 1 to 1347 and encodes 448 amino acids. The transcript has 6 exons.
AUGCGUUUUCUUUUGCUCGCCGUGCUUUGUGCAGUGCAACUAUUAAUUUGUGUUGUAGUUGCAUUAAAAGGCGUGGCAGCUGAAGGUGAAAAUGGGGUUAGACGCGGGUCAUUUCCUUAUAUGGCUUUUCUAUAUUACUCGGACGAGACAAUUCUGGAGAAUGACGCAAGAUUUACUAGAAGUGCUGCAUUGAUAAGUGAUGAUUGGCUAAUAUCUUCAGUCACCGUGUCUCUUGCGUUUCCACAAAAAACCCUUUUAGCAAGAGUGGGAGCUAUUAGUAUUGACACGAAGUUAACUUUAAAUGAGGACGAAGAUGAACAAGAACGCGAGAUAAUCACGAUAUUACGCCCUUACAACUACAACGCAACACAAUGGUGGAAGACUGAUAUUUCCUUGUUGAAAACGCUGUUCCCUUUUAAUGUGACAUCUUCUGUGGCACCAAUUCCGAUAGCCAUCAAUUAUGAUACUUCAGACAACUGCUUCAUACUUGUUUAUGCUAGCCGAUAUAAUGUAACAGAACGUAACCUUAUACAAAUGAAUGUCAAACUUCUACCACCGACGCCAGAAACCUGUGGAAAUAAUUUUGAAAAGGAAACUAUGAUUUGCGCUACUGAUAGUGACAAGGAUGCUGUAACCGAUCCUGACUUUUGUCAGGGUAACAAUGGAGGUCCUCUUAUAUGCGACAGUGAAAUAACUGGUCUACAGACAUACACCAAUGAUUGUAAGCAGCCGUAUCUCUAUCAGCUUCUAACAGUGUGGAAACAGUUAAUAACAUGUGCUGCAGAACAACGAUAUUUAACACAGUCUUGUGCUGAUAUUUGCUCCGUAAUAACAAAAGAUCCACCAAUUUAUUCUUCAUCGGAAUCGCCUGAAAUAUCAGAAACAGUGGGUGAAACUAAAGGUGAAACGACGGAUGAAACGGCGGGUGAAACGGCGGGUGAAACAGCGGGUGAAACGGCGGGUGAAACCGCGAGUAAAAUGACGGUUGAUACGACGAGUGAAAUUGUAGAGGAAAAAAUACAUAGUCUGUCUGAUAACACUGAAUCCGCUUAUACUCCCACUAAGACUGAUGCUACAGAAACUGCAUCUACUAUAGAAGUAAAAAAUCCUAUAGUCACAAGUGAGAAGAAAAACAAAGAAAAACGGGUAACUACUAGUACUCCAGCGGUUGUUGAAAAUUAUUCUCUAGACAAGUCUACUGCUGGUGAAGUUGAGAACUCUGAUGAAAGCGGUCGAAGGAGAUUAAAUAAACCUCGUCAUAAAGUACGUAGUGAUGCAAUGAAAAUAGUUCCAAAUAAAUUUCAUUAUUUAGUUACCUCAAUAAUCUGUAUCUUGGCAUAUACUUAGAUCCGUUGAUUAUCCAUUAAACUGAAUUUAAAGAAUUCAAUUAAAUU